This is a messenger RNA of Acanthopagrus latus (yellowfin seabream), 11736 nucleotides long. RefSeq lists its product as uncharacterized. Gene Ontology annotation, molecular function: protein binding; zinc ion binding. NCBI's taxonomy places the organism in Eukaryota, Metazoa, Chordata, Actinopteri, Spariformes, Sparidae. The transcript is spliced from 45 exons. Bases 122 to 10684 code for a protein of 3520 amino acids. The record is from RefSeq and is a predicted model, not a curated record.
GUCUUAAUUAGAGCAGGAAUGGCUUUCCAGCAGGACAUGCAGAGGGACGAUGGCUUAACCUGCGUCGGCUACAUUUGCAACUCUGCACGUUACUAACCUGGAACACUGAAGCAAAGCUGUCAUGGAGAAGACUCCUAAACAAGAUGCCCUAGUGCACAUAGUCGCUUGUAAAGACAAAUCCUUUCUGGAGGAAAGGUAUAUAGACUCCUUUAAAGGGAGAGGAGUUUUCACCCACAAGGCCAUUGCACCAUCCACAUUUGUUGUUGAAUAUCGGGGGAGAAUCUUUCCUGUCAAAGACACAAGACCUGAGAAGAAAUGCAGUGACACUCUGAAGAAUUUUUUGUUUGAGUUUUCAUGGAAAGGAGAACGCUGGUGCGUUGAUGCUUCAAAAGAGGAUAAGACGCUUGGAAGACUCGUGAAUGACGAUCACACAAGUCCCAACUGUGAAAUGAAGAAAGUGAACUGCGAUGGAAAGCCGCAUUUGUGCCUGUUUGCAGUGAAAGAAAUAGCUAGAGGCGAGGAGAUAACUUACAACUACGGGAAGUCCUCCUAUCCAUGGCGCUCAAAGGAUUCCUAUGAUGGAUCAAAUUCCUAUGAUGGAUCAGAUAUUCAUGCUAAUUCAACACCAAAGAAGGAAAAGUUUGAGGACUCAGAGGCAGCUUCGAGCUAUGAAGAUGCUGGCUCUGAUGAUGAUGAUGACGGUGCACCAAUUUGUGAAAAUGAAAGUGCUGCCAACAGCAACAGUCAGGGGGACGUCAGCGAUAAUUCUCUUGAAGAUUUGGAUUCCUCUCAAGACGUGAUACGACAUGACGCUUCAUGCAGCCAGCAGGAGGACGAGGCUGCUGUCAGCUCUGAUGAAUCUGACAAGGAUGAGGACUAUGUUCCCAGAAGGUCAUUGCGAAGGCCUAAAGAAUGUUCUUACACUAGUAAAAACUAUUGUUAUGCUUGCGGGAAAGGUUAUGCUAAAAUUGCUAGACAUCUUUUGACACACGCUGAUGAAGAGCCUGAGAUCGCUGAACUUGCUACAUUACCCAAAAGCUCCAAGGAACGAAGAAAGUUACUUGAUGAGUUGCGGAUCCGGGGAAAUUACAAACAUAAUCAAGAGGUUUUCAAGAAGAACUGUGGAAAGUUGAAAAUGAAAAGACGACCUGUAACUGAGCCUGCAGAGGAGAUCAGUGCUGAAAUACACAUUUACUGUCUAUUUUGUAAAUGUCUGCUCAGACGUAGUGAUGCAUGGAGACAUGUGGCCAGAUGUGCUUCUAAGACAGCGGAAAACUCUGCAACAGAUGAAAAGACAAGAGUCUUAGGUAAGAUUGGUCCCACUGUGUGGAAGUUGCUACUAACAAUGCAACCAGAUGAGACUGCAAAGGCAGCUCAAAGUGACUACCUUCUAUUACAGCUGGCAGCUAGUCUGGUCCAUAAGUAUGGAAAUAGAUAUGAUUACAUCAGACAGAGGCUGCGAGAAAUGGCAACUCUUCUGAUAGCCCUGCAUGAAAAGUCAAUAUUCAGCUUUGAAGAAGCAGUCAAAUCCAAAAACUUCUACAAAGUUGUUGAGGCUGUUAAAGAAAUGGCAGGUUUUGACGAGAAGAUGCAGAGCUACGACAAACCAAAUCUGGCUUUGAAAUUCGGACAUUCACUCAAAAAAAUAGGCGCCAUUGUCCUCGCGGGAGUUGACGGCAAUGAGCGGUUGACGAAAGACACAAAGAAAUUCAUGAAAUUAUGCGCAGAAGAAUGGAGUGAGCUUGUCUCCAAAACAUCUGUGGAUUCGUCGAGUGGACAAAAAGUAAACAGCCCGUCUACCAUACCAUUCACUCAAGACGUGCAGGUUUUCCACAGGUACCUGGAAAGAACAGCAGCUUCUGCGAUCGAAAGCCUGGAGAUGGAUGGAAACCCACAGGCCUAUAGUGCGCUCUGCAGGGUGACACUAGCACAGGCAUCAGUCUUGAACAAAUGUGCACCUGAAGUUUCAAAAAUGACAGUAGAGACAUUCCAGGAGAGGGGCGACACCGUUCGAGUGUUAUCCAAACGCUUCAUCAAAAUAAAUGUUCCAAACGAAACUGGCCAAAACGUCGCCGUCUUGUUGACCUCUGAUCUUGUCAGUGCAAUAACGCUGCUUGUGAGCAAGAGACAAGCUUGUGGCAUACACCCGGAUAAUCCUUUCUUGUUUGCAAAGCCAAACUCUGAUUCUACCAGUAUUUUUCACGGAGGGAUCUGCAUCGGGGCUUUUUCAAGUCUGUGUCGUGCAGGAAACCCAGAGCAUCUCAGAUCAGUGCAUCUUCACAAGCACAUUGCAAGAAUCUUCCAGGUCCUCAACCUGGAGAACGAUGAGCUCCAUCACCUUGCUAAGCUGUUGGGCCACAAAAUCCGGCCUGACAGGGAAUAUUACAGGUCGCCAGAGGCCGCUGUGGAGCUCGCAAAAAUCGCAAAACUUAUUCUGGCGAUGGAAAAGGGUUCUCUGGAAAGGUUUAAAGGAAACUCUCUGGAGCAAAUGGAGAUUGAGGAUAAAUUGGAGCCAGAUGUGGAGCAGGGCAACCCUGGAAACAGUGAUGCUGCGGUUGACAAUGAAGAAUCAGAGCUUUUACCUGAGCAGAGUGAUGCUGCGCAACCCCAAGCCGUCACAGAGAAGCAGAGCAGGCAACUGGACCGAAGUGCUGCUGCAUCUUCAUCAGAGGAUGAACAUGUUGAGGACUCGGCAGAAGCCACCAGUUCUGAUGAAUCACGCUUUGAUGACGAGUACGUACCUGACGAAGAAUUGAUAAGUGAUGACAGUUUAACCAGCAACAGCAACCACAUGACUCGCAGAUUCCAGAAGAAGAACAGUCCAAAUCCAGAUUCUUCUAAACAGCAGCGCCUUGUGCAACAACCCACCAAAGCUUCAAGCAUCAAGCAGGUGGAGGACGAGGCUAAUGACAACCCCGACAGUUUUACCUCUGAUGACGAGCCUGAAGGUCCUACCUUCACCAACAUAAAUUAUUGUUACGUUUGCGGGAAAGGUCUAACCAAACUUUCUCGUCACCUUUUCACUCAUAGAAAUGAAGUGCCCGAGAUAGCUACAGUGUUUUGCCUGCCGUUACACUCCAAGGAGAGAUCAGUUAUGUUGAAUGAGUUACGAAACAGAGGAAAUUUCCAACAUAAUGAAGAGGUUUUGAGGACUCGACAUGGAAAACUGAAAGUGAAUAGAAAAAGACCAGGCAAGAGAAGUGAUUUGAAAGCAUUGGCUUUCUGUCUGUAUUGCAAAGUCAUGCGUGGUCGUAAGGACAUGUGGCGACAUGUGCAAAGGUGUGCCGCAAAGAGGUCCUCAAAAUAUCGAACGCCUGCGCAGAGGAAAAUCUUAAGCUUGGUUCAUGCUGCAGAGUCAACAGACCUCAAGGAGGUCUCACCAGAUGUGAAGAAGUUCAUAGAGAGCCUGAAGAGUGAUGAGGUUACCUCUGUAAUUUUGAAUGAUCCCCAUAUACAGCAGCUGGCACAAUGUAUUUACCGCACAAAUGACGGUAAAAAAAAACAAGGUACGUUUACAAAUAGACUGAGGCUAAUGGGAAGACUCCUGUUGAAAUUAAGAGACAAGUCAAUAGAUAGCAUUGAGGAUGCUGUCAAACCUCAGAACUUCAGCAAAGUUGUCGAAGCGGCCAAAGAACUUGUUGGUUUCAAUGAGGAAACAAAGACAAGUGCCAAACCAAGUGUCUGGUUGCAUUUGGGAAAUUUGCUUAGGAAAAUUGCCACCAUUAACUACGCCAGGGCUUUGAAAGAGGAUGCUGAUAAACAGAAGGUGGAAGAAGUGGAGACAUUCAUGAAGUUGUGUGAGACAGAAUGGGCCUCUGUCCACCAAUCAAAAACAGCUAACAACACACCAACCAUCCCCUUCAUUCAUGAUGUGCAGCUUCUCUUUCAGUGCUUGGAACAGACGAUGGCAUCUGGAGUUGAAAGUCUGACGAUGUACGAAUGUCCUCAGGUCUACCACGCACUUCUCAGAGUGACAGUCGCCCAAGUGUCAGUCUCGAACAAAAACAUGGCGGAAGUUUCAAAAGUAACACUGAAGUCAUUCAAUGAGAGGGAUAAGACUGAGCCUCAUGAGGACGCUGCUGUUUGCCAGUCACAGUUAGAUCAAAUUCUCUCCAAGCGCUCUGUGAAGAUCAAUGUCAGGAACAACAAGGGCAGAAAAGUUGCUGUUACAUUGACCCCCAAACUGCUCGAUGCUUUGACACUGCUUGUGAGUAAGAGAGACACGUGUGGUGUACAUGAAAAAAAUGUGUUCCUGUUUGCAAAACCUACUGCCACGUGGAUGAGCUUCUACCAAGGACACGUGUGCUUCACCAUGUUUGUGGGUCGGUGUGGCGCAAAGAACAAAGUGAAUCUCAGGUCUGUGUGUUUUCGUAAGCACGUUGCAAGAUUUUUCCAGAUUCUCAGCCUCACGAAUGAAGAGCUUGAGCAGCUCGCCAAACUGCUGGGCCGUGACAUCCGAACCGACAGAGAGUACUAUCAGACGCCCGAGGCCGCAGUCGACAUUGCAAAAAUCUCGGAGCUACUGACAGCAAUGGAGAGUGGAUCUCUUGAAAGAUUUGAAGGAAAAUCCCUCGAGGAAAUUGAGAUCGCAGAUGAACUGGAGCCGGAUAUGGAGCAGGAAAAUCCUGAAAAAUGUGACGCUGAAAGGGAUGAAUCUGAUGUUGAAAACGACAACUGUGAUGCUGGGGACGACAAUGAUGAAUCAGGAAGUUCUUUACAGCUGAGCGGUAUUUCUUCCUCAAAAGCGUCCUGCUCAACAACAAAAAAUCCCAGCAAAUGUUCCAGAUAUUUUCCCGGUCGCCUUUCCGGUUAUUCUGUGAAGAAGUGUGGCAGAGGCAGGCCCAGAAAGCAGGAGCGUAAAAAUGCGGCAUCUGAGUUGAAGGAUGUGAGCACUGAGAAGAAUGACUGGCCAGAGGAAACACCUGAGAGCUAUGAUGUGAACACACCUGAGAAGACAUUAUCUCGUAGCAGUGAGAAUGCAACAAGGAUGUCUUUCAGUGAUGACGAUGAAGACAUGAAUGUAGACUUUGAUAUGGACUUUGACUCCUUUUCAACAACUGAAAAACCCAGCAACUCUCCCAGUCCCAUCUCCGAUUCUUCACCGAAGAAUUGGGGCCGAGGCAGGCCCAGGAAGCAGGAGAGGGAAAAAAAUGCAGCAUCUGAAUUGAAGGAUGUGAGCACUGAGAGGAAUGACUGGUCAGAGGAAACACCUGAGAGCUGUGACAUGAACACACCUGAGAAAACAUUGUCUCGUAGCAAUGAGAGUGCAACAAAGAUGUCUUUCAGUGAUGACGAUGAGGACAUGAAUGUAGACUUUGACAUGGACUUUGAUAGUGACGAGGACAUCAGAAAUGAGGAAUAUGUUGGAGAUGGCGACUCAGUUGUAGUAGAUAAGACCAAGCAGGACAAUGACAGCAGUGAUGCCAAGAAGACCGACGGCUCACCUGAGUAUCACAGCAGUGUUGCAAACCUUGAAGAGGCUAAACAUGUCGCGAAAGAUGAUCCAAGGAAAGGAGCAGAAAAAAAUGGGGGGAGCAGACGUUCCUGUGCCACUUUAAAUACAGAAAAGAACAAAUUACUAGCUGCGAUGGCCGGCAUGAAAGAGGUGAAGAUAUUGAUCCCAAAACUGGACAUUACGAAGUUGAAGGAUCCAGCCCACAUUUCCAGGUUAUCAUCUGUGUCUAAUUCUGUCAAGCAACCACUGAAAGAUCAGCCCGUGCACGAUGCGAAAAACCAGAGUCCAACAGCGUUCACAAGCACAAAUUACAAGACGAAGCCAAGCAAUGAAAAGACGAUUCAGAUGACCUGCUCACGCUGUAAGAAAAGCAUGACGAAGGGUCAAACGGCUUUCCAGAAGAAAGGAUUCACAGACGUCUUCUGCUCCAAAAACUGCCUGUUUGAAAUAUUUCCCAUCAACAAACCAGCUGCCAAGAAAUGCCAUCACUGUCAAAAGACGAUAUUGCAGCCUCAGGACCUCAUCAUGGCUGCAGUGGACACUAAGGGAACUAUGAAGGACUUCUGCACUGUGACCUGUUUGAGCUCUUUUAAGUCCAAACCUGAGUCCAGCCAAACGCCACCAUCAGUCUGCAGCAAGUGCUCCAAGUCCUGCACUAUCACGUGUGAGGUCACACUGUACACAGUCGUCCACAAGUUUUGCAGCGGCUCCUGCUUUGACGACUUCCUCAGGGACAACACGGACAUCUGUGAGAACUGCAGCACCACCUGCACCAAAAAACCACUGAUGCUGAAGCUGGAGGAGGAGACCAUAACCAUCUGCAGUGGCUCGUGUCUGGACGAGUUCAUAGAGUUUAAAAACAGGCCCUGUCGGUGCACCAACUGCCACAUUUCUAAUCCGUGUUCAGAGAUGGUUCACGACAAAAGCAGUGAGAACAUUGUGGAGCUCUUCUGCACUCGCAACUGUGUGGCAUCAUACAGACUCGCAAUUGAAUACAAGCUUCACGGUAAAGAAUACUCAGCUCAGUUGAACAAGAAGAAAAGAAACAUAAAACUUUUCAAAGAGAAAUUGAGUACUGCGGACUCCACUGUAAACAGAAAUGUUGCAUCUCCAGCUGCUGAGUCGGACACACCAACGAUCAUCAUUGCAGACUCGUCCGUUGUUUGUUGCCUCUGUGGGAAAGAACUGCCAAAAGGACAGACGCUUUACCAGACAAAGAGCUCACCAGAGGUUUACUGCUCAGCCUCUUGCCUCUCUGAAAGGCAUCCCAGCAACAAAUUAGGCACCAAAAGUUGCUACAACUGCCUUCAGGUGAUAAUGCGACCUCACAACAUGAUCCUGGCUCCGGUGGAUGAUUCAGGAACUGUAAGGGAAUUGUGCAGCAACACCUGCCUCACCUCUGUCAACUCCAAGAGGAACAAUAUGAGCUGUAGGAUGUGCAGCAGACUUGCCUUUUGCAAAGUCAGGCAGAGCCUGGAUGGCUUGAUGCUUAGAGUGUGCAGCGACGCCUGCUUCAUCAACUACCACAGAGUCAACAACUUCCCUGUGUUCACCUGUGACGUCUGCAGCUCCGUCUUUAUCAACAAACCUCUCAUGCUUAAGAGGGAGGACGGCAGUAAAACCAUCUGCAGUGAAGAAUGUCUGGUGAAGGUCAAAGAGAACAUUGAGACCGCUCAGAUGUGCCCCAUGUGCCAAACAUCCCAUCAGAUGUCGGACAUGGUUGAAGACAGAAAUGACGAGGGCAGUUUGGACUUCUUCUGUAGCAACAGAUGCAUGAUGGUGCACAAGGCUCAGUCUGUCACUGUGUCAGAAAGGAACAGCCCACCACUGGAGGAAGAAGACAUAAAAGAAGUGAAGCCAUCACUACCAAAUCUGGGCUCUAUUAAAGAAGAGCCCAGUGAUGAAGAGUACAAACAAUAUUUUUCAUUCUCCAUAUCAGCAGAGGACAUCAAGGAUGAGCCUAAAGUGGCGAAGGAGGACUUGAAGAUUGGUUCAGUCUUCUCUUUCACGGAUCAAGACACAUCCACAGUGCCCACCGAGACCAAGAUGGAUUUGACUGCGUCUUGCUCCAACUGCAAAAAUUCACUGGUGGACGGAGAGACUGUUUAUCAGAGGAAGAGCCAUGCAGAAAUCUUCUGCUCAUCUCCCUGCCUCUUGAAUUUUUACCAAAUGAAACAAGCUAAGAACACCUGCCACUUCUGCCUUCAGGAGAUAACAAAUCCUCGGGAUGUCCUGAAGGCCCCAGCAGAUACUGAGGAGACGAUGAAGGAUUUCUGCAGCCAGGCCUGCCUGUCCUCAUUCAACUACAAGAGAAUCACGUCCGCCAAAAUACACAUCAAGCCCGUUGCGUCACGGUCUCAAUGCAGCAUGUGCAGCAGAUAUUGCAUUAGCAGACAUGAGAUCAUACAUCAGGACGUCGUCCACAAGCUCUGCAGUGAGCCCUGUUUUCUGCGCUUCUGCAACAUGAACAAUCUGUCCGUUUGUGUGAACUGUGGCUCCCACUGCAACACACCCGUGGUGCUCAAGAUGAAAGAUGGCCGCAAAAAACUCUGCGGUGCCGAGUGUCUGGCUCAAUUCAGAAAGAAAACCCAAACACAGCAGCCGUGUGCCAUGUGCUGCACCGCACGUUCAGUGACAGACAUGGUUGAAAAUGAAAACAGUGAGAAUGAGGUGGAGCUGUUCUGUACCACCAGCUGUGUGAUGGCAUCCAAGAUCCAGGCUGUCAGUGCAUCAGGUCUCCCGUUGGAUUGUGACCACUGUGGUAAGACCACAGUACCGGCCUGCCACCUCGCCAUGUCAGACGCCUCCAUCAGAAACUUCUGCACUCUAACCUGUGCCAUGACUUUCAAGGAGACCCAGAAUGUUGACAGUAACCCGACAGCGGCCUCCGACCAAUCACAGUGUGAUUUACACAAACCGCCAGAGAAACUGCUUUGUGCCCAGUGUCGGCGCAUUUUAAAAACUACACCAGAAGUCGUUCAGAAAAAGGGCAAAAUGAAUUUUGUGUGUAGUCUGGCCUGUUCUGAAGAGUUUAAGAGAGUCAACAACAUCAUGGGCAAAUGCGAAUACUGUAAGAAUGAGAGGAUCAUCAAAGAAGUCAAGAAAGUUGACAACAAAGACUGCUACUUCUGCAGCGACGGCUGCAGGAUGCUCUAUCACCAUGAGCUGAAAGAGAAGUGGGGGGAGUAUUGUCACUGUUGUGCUUACUGCCUCUCCAUCUCUAAGACAGUAGUGACUGCCCAGUAUAAAGGCACUGAAGAGGAGUUCUGCUCCGAAGACUGCAGCGCAAAUUACAACAUGCUCUUCUGCCAUGUUGCCAAGUGUGACACCUGCGGUCAUCAAGGGAACCUGAGGCAGAGUCUUCCCAUCCUGGGAGAGGUCAAACACUUCUGUGACCUGAAGUGUCUCCUGCAUUUCUGCAACAAAAAGGUCCAGAUGGUCAACACAGUCUCUUCACCUUCCAGACCUGCAGGCACGGUGGAGUCCUCCCCGGUCAUCGCUAACGUCAUCUCGCUCGCUGGCGCUUUGGCGAGGCAGCACAGAGCCUCUGCCAGCUCUGCAAAACAGGUCUCUGUCUCUGACAUUCAGACGAAGGUUGUUGGACAUGCCAGUGUUCAAACCGUCCCCAAGGAGCUGAAGAACAAGUCCACGCUCUGCACGCCGUUGGUCCACAAUAAGGGAGUCUCCUGUACGACGCAGACCGUCGAUACGGAAGCACAGACAGACAAAUGUGGCCCAACAGUCCUGCCGGUCCCGGUGCCGGUGUUUAUUCCUGUGCCUAUGAACAUGUACAGCCAGUACACACCGAAGCCUGUGUGCCUUCCCAUACCGCUGCCUGUUCCCGUGUUUCUUCCUGUGAUGUCGAACAGCCCAGAGAGAGAAGACGGGCAGAAGGACGGAGAGGUGACAAAAGAGGGACAAAGACAAGAGACUCACACCUCAAAAGAGCACAAGAGUAACUGUAGUGACGACCCGCAUGCAGAUCAGCGUGGUGCUUUCAAAGACCAGGAGGACUCGUUCUCUGACACCCACAAAGAAACGCCUCUGCAUUCACAAGUGUGCGAGUCCAGUGCGCCUCAACCUGAGCUCCAAACUCCAGCUCCUCUUCCUGCUCCAGCUCCAGCUCCUCCUCCUGCUCCCGUCCCUGCUUCAGCUCCUGCUCCAGCUGUGGAGAUGCGAGAGGAUCCCCGCAGCUCACCGAGCUCUGCUACUGACCCUCCACUAUUACAACAAACUGUGGGGAAGGUCCACAACAAGAACAAGGGUCGUAAGCUGCACCAGUCGUCCAAAGCAGCUAAGGCCGCUUCAAGGAAGCACCGCGAACUGAAGAGUCGUCGUGGAGCUGAUGCCUGGAGGAGAUGGAUACAGUGGAGGGAGUCACAAACCGACCCGGACCUCGUUUCUUCUCCUUCUUUGACGUUCAGUAAGGAUGUUCAUCGCUGCUCAGCGGCUGAGCUCAGUGACGGCCUCUGUUGUUUCGUCACUGAGGUGAAACGACCCGACGGAGAGCCGUACUCCCCCGACAGCCUGUUCUACCUCUGCCUCGGCAUCCAGCAGCACCUGUUGGAGAACGGUCACAUGGAGAACAUAUUCAGUGACCCCAUCUUCAAAAAGUUCUCCGUCAGGAUCACCAAGAUCCUGAAGGGUUUCAAACCCUCAGCCACAGCCAGCGGUUUCAUCUAUUCCCGUGUGGAGGAGGAGUUCCUGUGGGACUGUAAGCAGUUGGGGGCGUACUCUCCCAUCAUCCUCCUCAACACUCUGCUCUUCUUCAGCUGCAAGUACUUCGGCUUCACCACGAUGAAGCAGCACCGCCAGCUCUCCUUCGCCCAUCUCAGGUGCUGCUCCAAAACCAACCAGAACAACACCAAGACCAGCUUCCUGCGCUUCUACCCGCCAAAAUCCUUUAACGAGGCAGAGACAGAUGCAGACGGCGUCCCAGCUAAGAGGCGUAAGAGAGAUCAGAGUAAAGAGGGAGUGCUGGAGAUGAUGGAGAACCCAGAGAACCCUCUCCGCUGCCCAGUCAGACUCUACGAGUUCUACCUCUCCAAGUGCCCAGAGUCGGUGAGGCAGCGCGCCGACUUGUUCUACCUUCACCCGGAUCAUUCUUGCGUUCCCAGCAGCCCUCUGUGGUUCUCCUCCACCCCUCUGGACGACAGCACGGUGGAGGCCAUGCUUGUUCAGAUCCUCGCCGUCCGAGAGGUGCAGAGGGAAACAUACAUGAGGUGCUGACCAGCAAACGUCAGACGACACAGCAUUUAUACAGGAUUAUACGUGAUGAGGAGCAGUUAGAGACACUUUUUUAAUUGUUUUUGGACAGAUGUGAUUAAAUCUGGGAAUCAAGUUGUCAGAGUUUAUGAAAGAGUCGUAGAAAUAAAUUCCCUGCAAGAGAACUAUGUAUAUUUUUGAUUUAAACUACAAAAAAAACAGAACUCUUUCAUUAAGACAUCUGCAGGUUUUCACAAAAUCAUGUUUCAACGUUUUGCCGAAUGUUGAAGGCUCAUGUCCACGUUUAAAAGUCUACACAGCCAAGGACUCAUGAGGAGUAAACCGCUGACCUGCAUAUCAGACUGUUCUGGACUCAAACAACCAGCCAGAGUUCAGAUAGAAGUUGGAGUUCAACAACCAGUUUUCCUUCAAUUAUGGGUAAAUGCUGCCUUGAAUGCAACUGUGAAACCUGAAUGACUGAGCUGCUGCAUCCAGUCAUUUUGGCUUCGUUCACUCCAGCAGCCGUCUGUAAGAAUUCACUGGUUAAAAGAGCGAAGAGCAGCGAUCCAGAUAACUUCCAGCUGUGUGAAAUCUGUGUGCAGUGCAGACGUGUAGCUGAGCCGAGCUGCUGUGGAUUGUUUAUGAAGCAGGACUUUCCUUCCUGUUUUUACUUACUUAAGUUAACAAACCGCAAAUUCUGAAGCAGAUUUCCUCUUUUUUGUGUGUAUUUUGGUGCAAACUGGGGAAUUUCCCCAGUCUGGAGAAAUGGUAGCUUUGUUUUAAGGCCUUAACUAUGUUAAUCAGUUUUUCUUUGAAGCUGUCUCACUUGUAUCAGUCUGAUCUUAGAGCAGAUCUAACACGGGUCUAACACUUCAGAACAGGAUCAGCUCCUGAGGUUGUUCAACUUUAAAAGAGAAAAAGAAAAUCAAGAAGAGAAAACAGUUUAAGUCUUCUGCUGAUUUACAGUUGUCAUGUCUUUUGUUUUGUUUUUGUCCUUUGAACAGUGAAUGUUUAAGCUUUUAGUUGUGACUUGAGAUUUAUUUUUAUUUUUAGAUAAUAAAAAUACUGAAUAGUGA